Messenger RNA from Mucor velutinosus, 438 nucleotides. RefSeq lists its product as uncharacterized. Bases 1 to 438 code for a protein of 145 amino acids. Gene Ontology annotation, molecular function: structural constituent of ribosome. The record is from RefSeq and is a predicted model, not a curated record. Gene Ontology annotation, cellular component: ribosome. The transcript is spliced from 3 exons. Lineage: Eukaryota; Fungi; Mucoromycota; Mucoromycetes; Mucorales; Mucoraceae. Gene Ontology annotation, biological process: translation.
AUGGGUCGCGUUAGAACUAAGACUGUCAAGAAGGCUUCUCGUGUUGUCAUUGAAAAGUACUAUCCUCGUCUUACUCUUGACUUCCAAGUCAACAAGAAGAUCCUCGAUGAAGUUUCCAUCAUUCAAUCCAAGCGUCUCCGUAACAAGAUUGCUGGUUUCACUACUCACUUGAUGAAGCGUAUUUCUCGCGGUCCCGUUCGUGGUAUUUCUUUCAAGUUGCAAGAAGAAGAACGUGAACGUCGUGAUAACUACGUUCCCGAAUUCUCUGCUUUGGAUACCUCCAAUAUUGAGGUUGAUCCCGAGACCGAGGCUUUGCUCAAGGCUAUCAACUUUGAGAACCUUCCCGGUGUUAAGGUUACUGCUCCUGUUGCUGCUUUCACUCCUCGCAACAACCGUGGUCCUCGUGGUCCCCGUAAGGCUGCUGAGGCUCAGGCUUAA